Molecule: messenger RNA, 2099 nt
Organism: Ceutorhynchus assimilis (cabbage seed weevil)
Lineage: Eukaryota; Metazoa; Arthropoda; Insecta; Coleoptera; Curculionidae
Source: the annotation of a GenBank genome assembly
AUGAAACGCUACUUUGGUAUAUUGGGUUUGUUUUUGGCUCAAAGCUUGAUGGUAAAUGGUUUGACUUAUAGCAUCAAUCCAAAUGAGGAACCCUUAUCAGUUGUUAGUGAUUAUUUUUUGAGCGUCGCUUUGGAUACUACCAAUAUUUCUACCAUUGACAUAAAAAACCCUCAACUAACAAAAUUAGUCAAACAUUUGUCGCCUAUGUACUUUAGACUUGGUGGUACCCAAGCUGACAUACAACUAUUUGAAGAUGAUUCUAAAGAUAACACUAAGCUAGGAGACGGAAAUCCAGUUUUAAAAGCAUCCUAUUGGUCAACACUGUACGAUUUUUCAAAAAAUGCCAACGUACGGAUACUGUUCGAUUUAAAUUCAUUGCUGAGAAAUGACGAUGGAUCGUGGAAUUUCGAAAAUGCUGAGGAAAUGAUCAAGUUUUCACACGAAAAUGCCUUCGAAUUGGACUGGGAACUAGGAAAUGAACCGGAUCUCUACCGACAAAUCUAUAACAAACAAGUCUCAGCCAAUCAACUAGGACAAGACUUCAAGACUUUGCGUAGCCUAUUGGACCAAUACCAGUACAAUUCCUCCCAUUUGGUAGGCCCUAGCAUGUUCGAUGUGGGCAGCAAUGAUGCGACAAGAAAAUAUUUAGCAGACUUUUUAGCUGUCGCUUCUCCAGCAAUUUAUGCUGUUACUUGGCAUCAGUAUUAUUUCAGUGGCAGAGGUGCAACUGAAAGAGAAUUCUUAAAUCCUGCUACUUUUAAUUAUUUAGAACAACGCACUAAAGUGGUAACAGGUAUUGUGGGGGAUGCCAAUAAGGUUUGGUUGGGUGAAACUUCUUCAGCUUACAAUGGAGGCGCCCUAAAUAUGUCUGACAGAUUCCUAGCAUCUUUUCUCUGGUUAGACAAAUUGGGACUAGGUGCCAAGCUGGGACUGGAAGUUAUCGUUAGACAAGCGAUUUGGGGCUACAAUUAUCCCUUACUGGAUCUUGAAUAUAAUCCAAAUCCAGAUUAUUGGGUGAGUGUUUUGUAUAAAAAAUUAGUAGGAACUAAAGUAAUUUCUCUGGAGAAUGAUGGAGGAGAUGCCAGAACUGUUAGACUAUAUGCGCAUUGUGCUAAAUCAAUUCCAAAUGCUGUGGUUGUUUUUGGGCUUAAUCUUGCCAACUCAGAAGCAUCUUUCAGUCUAGCUGGUUUAACAGCCAAUAACCAAGUGUCUAGCUAUGAACUUACACCUGAAAAUGGUGAUUUGUAUACCAAGACCGUUCUUUUGAAUGGGGCACCUCUCAGUCUUUCCAAGGACCUCAAUUUGCCUGAUUUCAAUGCUAAAAUUGUGGAAUUCGCCGAAGCGUACUCUGUGCCAGCUUAUUCGCUAGGCUUUUGGGUAUUUUUUGAUACCAAUGUAAAGGCUUGUUAAUAAAUUUGAAAAAAAAAAACUUUAUUUUAUGCGUUUCUGUUUUGAUCUUCAACUAGCAAAAAUCGCUCUGGAUACAAAAUUAGCUUAACUAUCAAGUAAAAAACAUACAAACAAAAAGUUCCUAAGGUCUAAGCACGAGAAUUUCGUACUCCUUGUAGGCGAUCUCAUGGCCAUCGAAAGGAAUGUAGCAGGAUCCGUGACUCGGAUGGACUUUUCCAACGGUGUGAGAUCCGUUAUGAUGGGCCCUGCCAAUGUACAAAUUUUCACCAUCGGACGUUUUUCCACCAAUCACUGCGUGUUCUGGAACGCGUCCACCAUGAGCAGGUACCCAAUCGAAUUGUUGUUCACACAAAACCUAUAUAACAUUAAUGAGAAUGAGUUGGAAAAAAUUGCAUUGGGAUUUGUUCUCACCUGGAAAUUAUCUACAGCGAUUUCUUUGCCAUCGUAAGCCACGUAGGCAACAUGUUUGGCUGGCAUAACUUUAGCUGGGAUCCAGUCUCCACCAUGGAAGGCUCUUCCGACGAAAAUUUCAGCUCCAUCGAUGUCAUGGCCUCCACGGAGAGCUGUGGAAGGAACCACUCCGUGACGUGCCUUGGUGUCUACCCAGUAGUAAGCUGGAAUAAGUUAAUGGACAUUAAAAGUAAAUUCAUAUAGUCGUAUGAACAAUUAAACUUAAUAUGGCAAAUGAA